Haliotis rubra (blacklip abalone) is the source of this 4978-nucleotide messenger RNA. RefSeq lists its product as uncharacterized. NCBI's taxonomy places the organism in Eukaryota, Metazoa, Mollusca, Gastropoda, Lepetellida, Haliotidae. Gene Ontology annotation, molecular function: calcium ion binding. The record is from RefSeq and is a predicted model, not a curated record.
CGUCAACAGAUCCGAUUUGCGUAUAAAAAUACUUAAUUUCGCUCGUAUCAUAAAUUCGCUUUUAAUAUUGUGAUACUAUAUAUAGAGAGAGAUCCCAAAACACAUUGUUUAUCAUGAAAAAAUAAUUACUAGCAUCAUGAAUUCGAAUGUUUUAUAUCAGUAGCUAUUUAUGAAAUCAACAUUUCGUUUAUGUCCUACAAUCGAAUGUUACUUGACAAUAUUUCGUUUUAUGGUGUAUAUAAGUGGACUAUAUAUUGGAAUUGAUAGCGAGAGGUCAUUACGUAAUCUGGGUAAUACAUGGAAUAUGUUUACAUUCAAAUCUAGCUGUGCCACGACUGUUGAUUACACACAAUGUGUGUGCAUGUUGAUAGGCAUGUGUGCAUGCCUCUUGCCUUUUAGCUUAUAUAACUUGUAGCGUGUAUAGGAAGCGUUUAAAUCUCACCAUAAAGUAACGAAUCCAACAUAUUUAUCUUGUGACCUUUAUUAAGCAAUGGUAAGUAUGAAUUGUUUGCAGUGCAAUUUUAUUUUGUACGAGGGUAACAUUAUUGACUAUUUGAAACUCCUUCCGGAUAACGCGUAUAAGACACCUUAUAUGUGAUGGAAUGGUGUGUGUAAGUGUGGAUGGUGGCAGUAAUUUAUUUCUCAGUACUUAAACCUGUCUAACGCGCCACAUAAUCUCAUCACAUGAAAUGCGCCUUGCCUUGACUGUGUUCUGUCUAUAGUACGCAAAGCAGGAGGACGUAACCAGUCCAUUUAUGACACGGAAGUUUUCAAUACGCGUGCGCAAACACGACCCCGAGCCAUAGCAACGUUUCAACAAUUUGCUGUCACUUGAUUGUGUGACUUGGGAAAAGUUUGGCUACAAGGCUAAGCAGCAACACCUGAAAGGUAGUGAUAUAGCCCAAAUAUCACAAUGGCUGCAGCAAGUGUGUCACAGAGAGUUGAAGACAACCUCCGAACAUUGGCACAGACAAAGCGUAUCCGGGUUACAGAAUUCUUUCAGGACUUUGACAAACUGCGUUCGGGGUACAUUACAGAACCACAGUUUUUCCGCUGCCUGUGGCAGACAUUGGGUGUUCAGCUAAACCCUGAUGAAGAAGUAGCUUUAGGGGAGAAGUAUGACCUCUAUCGAAGUGGGCGGGUCAACUACAAGCACUUCUGUCAGGAGAUUGAUGGCACAUUCAACCCAGGGGACUUGACACAGAGGCCAGCCCCCCAGCAGCCACUGGAGUUUCUCGGCACUAUCCGGUCAGUGAGACCAUUGAGCACCGAUUCCGAGACACGACUAGUGGAGGUCUUGAAGCACAUGAUGAAAUUCUAUGAAUACCAUGGCAUCAACUUGAGAACAUGUUUCGAGGAUUUUGACCGCCAUCACAUCGGAGUCAUCACAGAGAGCCAGUUUUAUCGCAGCUUUCCGGGCCCCCCUGAUGUGUCGGAAGCAGACAUGAACUUACUGGCAACAAAAUACCGUGACCCUGAGCGUCCCGGCGUCAUCAACUACCUCAACCUCCACAAGGACAUCACUUCCCUACAGCAGGUGCAAGCACAGGAGACCCAGCUUCCUCCAAUGCCCCAGAUGUCUUUCAUUGAUUUCACUCCACUUACGGUGAGUGCUGACCCCACUCUGAACCAGAUAUUUGACAGGAUCCGUGUCGCUGUGUACAAGAGCGGCAUCAGAACUAUAGAGUUCUUCAAAGACCAUGACAAGCUGCGGAGCGGGGUGAUCACAGAGAAUCAGUUUGUUUGUGGAUUGGCACUGGCAGUGGGAAAGGAAGCCCAGCUGUCUCGCCCCGAGAUACAGAAGGUGGUUGAGUUCUACCGCCAGCCUGAUGGAAGGAUCAAGUACAAGGAAUUCUGUGAUAUCAUGGAAAAUGCAUUUAACAUUCCUGAUCUGGACAAAAAGCCGACCCAAGAAGCUGUGAGACCACCAAAGGGAGCCUUGUCCAGGGGUUUGAAGGCACUGAGUGAGAAGGAAGACCAACGUGUGGAAAUGGUGUUGCGUGAACUGUCGGACAACGUGGCGAGCCGACGUCUAAUGAUGUACCCCUACUUCAAGGACUACGACAGGGGCAUUGCCUACACUCGAGUCGUGACCAAGACACAGUUUGGGCGUAUCCUGCACUUCCUAAGUCUCAAUGUGGCGCCUGAAGAUCUCAAGCUGUUGUGUUGCAAGUUUGAAGAUCCCACCAGUGGGGAUGUCAACUACCCUGCUUUUGUGCAGGCAGUGGAUCAAGAGUUUGUGGGACACACCCUGGAGAACGUGAAUCUCCAGGAUGAGGAGCGUACCAACCAGCCUGUCCCUGAUCAACCUGUGCAGGAAAGUGAGGUCAGCUUCGAGGACCUGAUGGCUCGCAUCAGACACCAUGUUCUCACCAACAGGCUGAGGGUGAAAGAGUACUUUGAGGACUACGACCCUCUCCAGAGCAACUGCAUUAGCAAGAGUCAGUUCCGACGGGGCCUCGGCCUGCUGGGGUUGAGCAAGCUUGGGGCUCAUGACCUGAUAGAUGGCCAGUUUAAGUUGUUGUGCGACAUCUACCAGAACCCUGCCAAGACAGACCAGGUGUACUGGACACGCUUCAUGGACGAUGUGGAGAGUGUUUUCACAGAACCGAAUCUGGAAAAGAGCCCCACGUAUAAAGUUCCGCCCUCAGAGACAUUCCGGGUACCCAAGCCAGGCAGCAUCAGUUGGGAGACUGCCAGCGAUGACCACAAGAGCUUGUAUGAAGAAACCAUGGAGAGAUUGAGACAGAGAGCUGGGCAGCGCAGGCUCCUGGCUAAACCAGUGUUCCAGGAUUUUGACAGGCACAACAACAACCACGUGACCCGCUCGCAGUUCCGACAGUGCCUCACCAUGCUGGAACUCCACACCACAGAGGCCGAGGUUGCAGCUCUGGAGGCCAGGUUCUGUAAUGAUGUGGGAUUCAACUACCAGGCAUUCCUGGAUGAGCUGCAGCCCCCAGUACCGCCACAGCUCAUGUACGUGGAGAGACUGAAGACACUACGACUCACCAACGAGAAGGGCAAACUCCCCGAACUCAAUCCUGCUGGAGACUUGGAGGAGGUCCUACUCAAACUCAAGACAAAGGUGUUCAAAGCCAGACUCAGGGUGUUGGACUUCUUGAAAGACUAUGACAAGCUACGGUCAGGGCGGAUGUUGAAGACGUCAUUCCGCCGUGCUCUGGACCUUGCUGGGUUUGAGUUGAAGGAGUCUGAAGUGUCCAUGUUGGAAGACAAGUACGAGAGCCGACGUGAUCCUGACUACAUUGACUACCUGGCAUUCUCGGAUGAACUGGAGUCCAUCUUCACUGUAAAGAACCUGGAGAAGGCUCCACUGCAAGAAACAGUCCAGUUCCAGCCACCAGUGGAGUGGGAGCUCAACUCUCUCCCAGCAGACAGCGAGGCCAAGUUUCAGGCUUGCAUGGCCAAGGUGGCAGAGAAGGUACGCAAGCACAGGAUGCAGCUGUUUCCCUUGUUUGAGGACUACGACCGUGUUCACAAUGGAGCCGUUUCCCGAUCCCAGUUCCGCCGAGUUCUCACAGAACUGGAGCUGGGCAGCAUGGUCAGUCAGGAGGAGUUCCAGCUUCUGUGGCAGAAGUUUGACAUCAAGAUAGGCGGCAAGGAUGAUGUCAACUACAUUGCAUUCUGUGACUUCAUCUACAAACUCGCCGGCUUCGAACCAAGAAAACCCUAGAGUGACAUCAAUUUACAAAGGAAACUUUUACAUGUGAUUGUUUUUCACAAGGAAAGAAGUAUUAUUUAUUGACUAUCUAAUGAUGGUCAGGAGAUGAACUAUGUUUGUAUAUAACCAUGGAGAUGUGAUGUUUGAGUAUCAGGGAUACUAUCCAUACAUCUCAUGUAUGCUGUUGUCUCAUUCCUUACAUAGUAAUUACUGCUGCCGCCAGUUUUAAGGCUUUUUGUCUCACUAACUAUCCAGUAUUCUAAAUACUUUAUUGUCUCAGUAUUCAGGAUUUGCUGACAUUAAUAAGUUUAUCUCAUGUCUCAGGAUGUCGUCUCAUUUGUACACAGUAUUCAGAUGUAAAUACAUUUUAUAAAUUCUUUGGAGUAUUUUGCCUUCCAGACAGUACAGGAAGUAUGAUUUUAAUGUCACAUUCCGAUCACUUACCUGUAUAUUAUUUUAGUUCUUGCAUAGUAUUUAAAUAUUGACAAUAUUUUAGAUAUUUUAUCAUGCACCAGUGUUUAAAAUACACAGACAUUGAUAGGGUUUACUUUAUGUCCUUCAACAGUAUUUAAAACAUGUUGCCAAGACCCGGUUCUUCUGCUUGUUUAAUAUUCUGUGAACAGUAUUAUAAACAUGAAGCCAGAAGAAUGUCAGAGUUUGUAAAUUUGUCUGACAUUCAGUAUUUAUCAAACCAAAACCAAUAUGAGAUAUUUCAGUGUGAAGUUUCUACAAAUUAUUUUCCACACCAUUUAUCACAAAGAGCAUUAUGAAAAUGUUGCUUGACUGCAAGGUUGAUAUUCUAAAUAUUUUAAUACAUUGUGUUAAAUUAUUUUAUUAAACAUAAUACAUGUCUCAUUUUACACAUUAUUUUACAUAUGAUAUGCCUGUGAUUGAUGUUCCAGAGAUGUUUUAUCUAUAUUCCAGCGGAAGUAUUAAUUGUUAUGGUGUUUCAAUAAUUAAUUAUUUUUAUAAAUCAUUUCAGCAUUAAUGUCAAUAUUCCGUUGUUCAAUCACAGUGGGUACAGUUUGAACAUGGAUAAACUUGCCGACAGCAGUUAAAAUAUGCUGCACAAUAAUAAAGUUAUUGACAUGAGGCUUGUGCUUGUGGUCCAGUAUGCAUCUCCAGAACCUUGGAAGAGGUGCACAGCCCUUUGUUCAGAACAUACAGUAUUAGAAUGAACUGCUGAGUAGUGCUCUACCCCGUUACUGGUUUGCUUUAAAACUGAUGAUUACUACAGAGAUAUAGAGAUGUACAUAUUUCACAUACAUGGUUUAAAAUAAAUUUUAAUAUACAAAUGUA